GGUGGGCCGGGCCCCCCUGAUGCCCCCUGCCCCUGCAGCAAGCACGUGCUGACCGAGGACAUCGUGCACCGGGAGGUGACGCCGGACCAGAAGCUGCUCUCCCGGCGGCUCCUGACCAAGACCAACAGGAUGCCGCGCUGGGCUGAGCGCUUCUUCCCCGCCAACGUGGCGCACUCGGUGUACAUCCUGGAGGACUCUAUCGUGGACCCCCAGAACCGGACCAUGACCACCUUCACCUGGAACAUCAACCACGCGCGCCUGAUGGUGGUGGAAGAGCGCUGCGUUUACCGCGUGAACCCGGAGAACAGCGGCUGGACGGAGGUGCAGCGGGAAGCCUGGAUUUCCUCCAGCCUUUUUGGCAUCUCCCGGGCUGUCCAGGAGUUUGGCCUCGCCAGGUUCAAGAGCAACGUGACCAAGAGCACCAAGGGCUUCGAGUACGCGCUGGCUAGGAUCCAAGGGGAAGCUCCAUCCAAAACACUGGUGGAGACCGCAAAGCAGGCAACAGAGAAGGCCAAGGAGACCGCCUUAGCAGCUACGGAGAAAGCCAAGGACCUGGCCAGCAAGGCAGCCACCAAGAAGCAGUACGUGUGAGCGCAGCUCCACUAGCCCCUCCCCCCAUACAUGACCUCUGUAGAUUUUAUAUUUUUUAAUCAAUGCUGUACAAGUCUGACAAUCAGUGGUGGAGAGCACCUUCCUGAGAUGUAAUUAUCAUUAAACAUUCAACUCCCUG
This is a messenger RNA of Gavialis gangeticus (Gharial), 730 nucleotides long. It is a transcript of the gene PRELID1, whose product is annotated as PRELI domain containing 1. Gene Ontology annotation, cellular component: mitochondrial intermembrane space. Gene Ontology annotation, biological process: phospholipid transport. The record is from RefSeq and is a predicted model, not a curated record. Lineage: Eukaryota; Metazoa; Chordata; Crocodylia; Gavialidae. The annotation marks the transcript as partial. Gene Ontology annotation, molecular function: phosphatidic acid transfer activity. The transcript has 4 exons.